Closterium sp. Yama58-4 is the source of this 3435-nucleotide messenger RNA. The record is from the annotation of a GenBank genome assembly. Lineage: Eukaryota; Viridiplantae; Streptophyta; Zygnematophyceae; Desmidiales; Closteriaceae.
AUGGAGGAGCUGGUUCAGCCAAUCGCGUCGCAGGCCCGGCCUCCUUUCGACCAAUGGGGAGCGAGCGGGCGGGCGGAGUGGGCCUUUGCGCUGACCCUCCGUGUGGCGUUGACUGGCGUUGACUCGUUUGACCUCGCGCUACAGCCACUGGUGGACGAGGAAGGGCUUACGGGGGUCGAUCCCACAGUGGGGGUGUUCGCGGAGCGACCUGAUUGGCUGCUGCUCUGGAUCCAAUUGGAGCGCGCCAGCGCACGCAGGAGCGUCCUAGCUGUCAUGAGCAGGGGCGCUUCCUGGAAGGUUCCUCGGGAUGGGGAGGAUGAGGCAAGCUUGGGCUUGCAAGAUCUGUCUGCUUCUGGCCUGCUGUUGACUGCAGUUGACCGCCCUGAAGCCGCGGAAACAGCAGGAAAGGGAAUCGUUGAGUUUCGACCGCCGUCCGUUGCUCUUUGGCUGAUUGAGAUUCUCCGGGCGGCUGUCUCCCGAUGCGGGCGGCUUUCCGGGACUCGCCUGUCUUUUGUCGAGGGGCUCUGCCGCCCGAUUCUCUCGGCGUUUCUGAAAGAGACAGAGCAGAGAGCGGAUGAGAUAGAAGCAGCAGGAGCCCUGGCGAGGGAUGGUGAUUUGGAGGAUAUGGCUGGGUGUGCCAAUGCUGCGAGGUUUGUUGCUCAUGCCCUGGGGACAUGGCAGGAUGAAGGGUUCCUGGUGGAGGCAUGGGAGGAGGGGAGGAGAGAGAGGAGGUCGAGGCAAGCGAGGAGGAAGGUGAGGGAAGUUUCUUCGCAGCAGCAGAGGAAGAAGGAGAAUCAGCAGCAGCAACAGCAGGAGAAGGAGAAGGAGAGAGAGCAGGCGGAGUCUGCGGGAAGGCGAAAGGUGGAAGGGGAGGAUCAGGAGCAAGAGCAGGAGCAGGAGGAGGAAGAGGAGGAAGGAGGAGACGGAUGGGAGCUACUGGAUGUGGAAGAGAAUGAAAGUGAAGCAGAGCAACAACGGCAGCCUCAGCAACACCAGCAACAUCGGCAGGGGGAGAACCAGCAGAAGAACCAACCAGAGCAGCAAGGUGAGCAACAAGCAGAGCAGCACGUGGAGCACGCGGACCCGCAGAUGGGCCGGAUUCAGGACCUACUAGACCAAUUCCAGGGCCCCGGUCCAGACCUCUUCUCCUCUGAAAUUCACCGACUCGCCGCCCUGCACUCCACGCUCGUCGCCAGGCUGGCAACAGCUGUCGCGCGUGGAUUCGUCUCCCGGGCCGCCGAGUACCCGCGCGCCAUUGUGCGCGUCCAGGCCCCUCCCCUCUCCCCUCCCUCUCCUUCUGGCGAUGCACAUACUCCCUCCCUCUCCUCCUCCAUAUCCUCCUCCCUCGCGCUCUCCUCCUCUCUAGUCGAUGCGCUCAUCUUCCUCCGCAUCCGCCUGCUCUCUGCCCGCCACUCACUCGACGCGGCUCUCUUCUCCUCCUUCUGGCGCCACCUCGCUGCCUUCCUGGACAGGUUUCUAGUGGAUAAGGUUGUGUUGGGGCGAGAGGUGAACGUAGGCGUGGGUGUGGGGGCGGGGGGUGCAGACUUGGCUGGAGGGGGAGGGGUUGGAGGAGUUGGAAGGGUGAGCGGAGGUCCAGGUGUUUUUUCAGAUGGGGUGGGCUCGAGGAGUGCGAAGAAGGGUGGUGGUGGGGCGGGGCUUGUGUUGGGCAGCUUGAAAUUUUCGGAGCGGGCAGGGCAGCAGUAUUCGCACGACAUGCAGGUGGUGGUGUCUGUGUUUGAGAUUGCCACCCCCCGCCCGCUCAACUUCUUCAAAAGGACGAGAGACACCGCCCGGCUGAUGGCCAUGACGGAUAGAGACGCCAACGGGUUACUGUUCAUGCUGUCGCUGGUGAGUGGGUCUGGGGGAGCAGCAUCGUCUUCAUCCUCGUUAUUAGCUUCUUCGUCAAAAGCACUGGCGUUGGCCAGUGCAGCUAUAGGGGCUGCUGGGGCAGCUGUUGGUGCGGGUGGUAGGGAUACCAGCAGUGGCAGGGAUUCAGGGGUUGAUAGCCCGGAAGCCAAACAACAGGAGCAGCAGCAGCAGGUGGAAGAGGAGAGGCAACAGAGGGCGGCAGCAGCGUUGAGGCGGAGAGGGAUCUUGCAUUUACAGGCAGGGGAAGUGCAAGCUGUGCUGGAGAGACGUGCUCUGCCAAAAAGUGACAAGACGGGCGCUGCUGAUGCGGCGAACCAGGUAACUGCUAAAGGGGAUGCUAUCGGGGGCCCCGCUGUCGAGGGCGAUACGAACCAAGAUCCCACGGCUGGUUCAAACGGUCCGGAGGAGCAAGGUGUCGGCAAGUCUCCACCUGCCGACGAGGAGUCAGGGAACGGCAAGGGGACAAAAGUUUCGCAACCUCCUUCGCCAAAAGAGUCGCCCGAUGAAUCGCCAGACGAGCCUUCCAGCAGCCAGUCGCAGGAGCCGAAGGAGUCGCAGAAGUCGCAGGAAAGCUCGAAAAAGUCUGCGGCAACGCCUGAAAAGCCGCCCGCUAACGAAGCAGCGCCGAAAACGACGCCGAAACCGGCACCGGAACCCGCGCCGGAACCCGCGCCGGAACCUGCGGCGGAACCACCGCCGCAACCGGCGCCAGAACCAACCCCAGCCGUAGAUGGCAAUUCCAAUCUGGCGGUGGGGGAUGCGGGAGGGGGUUCAGGGGACAACAGCACGGAAGCUUCGUCGAACGAGCAGGGCCCGUAUGACGGAUCGACGGGAGAUAAGGGCGUGCAGGAGUGGAACGGAGGGUCGAAAGAUGACGGAAAAGAUGGCGGAAAAGAUGACGGAAAAGGAGACGGAAGCGAUGGAGGGGCGCAAGGGAAGGGCGGGGCGGAAACCGCCGGGUUCAAGAUGAAAGACGUGAAGCGCGCCAAUUCCGUGAAGCCGCAGAAGAUCGACGGCUGGUUCGCAAUUCACGAUGGUUACAGUGGCGAAGCUUCGGCGCUAAAGUCGGCUGACGUCAUCUUCUAUGGCGACUCGCUCAUAGAGGGAUGGAGCGAGAAGUUUCUGGGAAGGCAGCUGGGACUCUACGCUGGUGUCAGCGCCGUAUUCGAUGCUCUCAAGGCGUCUCUCGGUGCGGGGAGGGAGGUGCGGGCGUUUGGGAUUGCUGGCGACACAACGGACGACCUUAUAUGGAGGCUGGAGAACGGCGAGCGCCCAUCUUCUCUCAGCCUCACUCUGGCAGUGGUCUGCGUGGGCAUUAAUGACGUUUUCGAGUCUGCUACUAACGGAGGCGUGGACGCGCAGGCGAUUGCUAAUAAGAUUGACGAUGUGGUAACCGCAAUUCGCGCAUCACAACCCACAACGAAAGUGCUCGUCCUUGGCCUGUUACCUGAGACCAUUACAUCAGUGACUCUUUCCAGCGCCUACACCUCUCAGCAGCAGGCUACGACGCAUGGGCCAGAUGCAUCGCCCCGCAAGCCCAGGCCAUCCUUGGGGAGAAGCCUGUAG